This is a messenger RNA of Insectozyma verbasci, 696 nucleotides long. The record is from the annotation of a GenBank genome assembly. NCBI's taxonomy places the organism in Eukaryota, Fungi, Ascomycota, Pichiomycetes, Serinales, Debaryomycetaceae.
AUGCCUAGAAGUAAACGUUCUAAAUUAGUUACAUUAUCAAACACAGAAAAGAAAACAAAAGAAGAUAAAACUAGAUUAUUUGAUGAUAUUAGGUCUGCAUUAGAUGAAUAUAAAAAUUUAUUUAUAUUAAAAUUAGAUAAUAUAAGAACACCAAUAUUACAAGAUAUAAGAAAUAACUGGACUGGUUCAAAAAUCAUAUUAGGUAAAAAAAAAGUAAUUCAAAAAGCCUUGGGAGAAACAAUUGAAGAAGAAUAUAAACAAGAUUUACAUAAAUUAUCAAAAACUUUGAGUGAAAAUUUCUUACCAGGUUUAUUAUUCACUAAUGAAGAUAAAUCAACAGUUGAAGAUUAUUUUGGUACAUUUGUCAAGAAUGAUUAUUCAAGAAUUAAAACUAAAUCUCCAAUAGAUUUUACUAUACCUGAAGGUAUUAUAUAUUCAAGAGGUGGUCAAAUUUCAAUUGAAGAAGAUGUUCCAAUGUCACAUUCAUUAGAAGAAACUUUUAGAAAUAAAUAUAAAAUACCUACAAAGAUUAAAAGUGGUAAAAUAUGGUUAGAUGAACCUUUUGAAGUUUGUAAAAAGGAUGAUAUAUUAAAUGUUACACAAACUUUAAUUUUAAAACAAUUUGGUAUUGCUGCUUCAGAAUUUAAAAUUCCUUUAAUUGGAAGUUAUAUAGAUGAAAAUGUGACUAUUUAUUAG